AUGACUUCCUGUCAGACUUUGGUCAUGGCCAAUGUGUCUUCUGUGUCUGACUUUGUUUUUCUGGGGCUCUCUAAUUCCUGGGAGCUACAGAUGUUUUUCUUUAUGGUGUUUUCACUGUUUUAUGUGGCAACAGUGGUGGGUAAUAGCCUCAUAAUCUUCACAGUUGCUGCUGACUCUCACCUGCACUCUCCUAUGUAUUUCUUGCUUACCAACCUUUUUACUAUUGAUGUGUCCCUUGCUUCCUUUGCCACUCCCAAGAUGAUUACAGACUACCUAACUAGUCAUAAAACUAUCUCUUUUAAUGGCUGUAUUACACAGAUAUUUUUGCAUCUUUUCACUGGUACUGAGAUUAUUUUACUAAUGGUUAUGUCUUUUGAUAGAUCUAUUGUAAUCUGUAGGCCCUUGCAUUAUGCUUCAAUCAUUAGUCCCCAGGUAUGUAUUGCCCGUGUGGUAGCUUCCUGGGUGGUGGGAAUCAUCCAUUCAAUGAGCCAGGUUAUAUUUGCUCUCACAUUACUAUUCUGUGGCCCCAACAAGGUAGACAGCUUUUUCUGUGACCUUCCUGUGGUGUUACAGCUGGCUUGUGUGGAUACUUACAUUCAAGGCUUCUUUAUGAUCUCAGCAAGUAGCAUUAUUGCUUUGUCCUGUUUUAUUCUUUUAUUUAAUUAAUAUGUGAUUGUCCUGGUUACUAUCAAGAAUCAUUCCUCCAGAGGUUCAUCUAAAGCCCUUUCGAUCUGUACAGCUCAUUUCAUCGAUGUCUUCAUAUUCUUUGGGCCAUGCAUUCUCAUCUACAUGUGGCCACAAAGCAGCUUUGUGACAGAGAAGAACUUGUCUGUGUUUUAUACCAUCUUUACACCCAUUAUGAACCCAGUUAUCUAUACUUUGCGAAAUCAAGAUGUAAAAACUGCCAUGAUGAAGUUCAAAAAUAAGUUUCUAAAUUCCAAUAAGCCCACAUCUUCUCAAGUUUCUCAGUUCUAA
Molecule: messenger RNA, 975 nt
Organism: Dipodomys spectabilis (banner-tailed kangaroo rat)
Lineage: Eukaryota; Metazoa; Chordata; Mammalia; Rodentia; Heteromyidae
Product: olfactory receptor 4K2-like
Biological process (GO): G protein-coupled receptor signaling pathway
Cellular component (GO): membrane
Molecular function (GO): G protein-coupled receptor activity; olfactory receptor activity
Source: RefSeq, a predicted model, not a curated record